Molecule: messenger RNA, 1750 nt
Organism: Chroicocephalus ridibundus (black-headed gull)
Lineage: Eukaryota; Metazoa; Chordata; Aves; Charadriiformes; Laridae
Gene: DAZAP2
Product: DAZ associated protein 2
Exons: 4
Coding region: 78-575 (165 amino acids)
Source: RefSeq, a predicted model, not a curated record
GGCGCCGCGGUGACACCGAGCAGGAAGCGCGCGGCGCGGGCAGAGCGCGAGCCGCCGCCGCCGGACGCAGCGCCGCCAUGAACGGCAAAGGACCGUACCCCCCCCAGCCGUCCUACCCCAUCCAGUCCCCCGCCGUCUACCCCCAGACUCUGCCCCUUCCGCAGCCGCCGCCGUACACAGACGCGCCUCCGGCUUAUUCCGAGCUUUACCGUCCCAGCUUCGUGCCUCUGGGGGCUGCCACCGUCCCCACGAUGUCUGCGGCGUAUCCUGGCGCUUCCGUCUUCCUGCCCAUGGCCCAGUCCAUGGCCGUGGGGCCGAUCGGCUCCUCGGUCCCCAUGGCAUAUUACCCCGUGGGACCGGUGUAUCCUCCGGGCUCGACAGUCCUUGUCGAAGGUGGCUUUGAUGCUGGAGCAAGGUUUGGGGCUGGCGGAACCCCCAGCAUCCCUCCCCCCCCUCCUGGCUGUCCCCCCAACGCCGCCCAGCUGGCCGUGAUGCAGGGAGCCAACGUCGUGGUGACGCAACGGAAGGGAAACUUCUUCCUGGGAGGCUCAGAUGGCGGCUACACUAUCUGGUGAAGGAGGAAGGGGAAGGGGGAGGGAGAGGGGGGGGCUACAUUUGUGUAAGGAAAGACAUCACAUACCGUCAGCACUUCUCACGAUGUAACUGCUUUAGUCCAUAUUAACCCGAAGUUGCAGAUUAGGCACGCAGCGGUGAGGGGUCUUCCCGGUCCGGCGCCCGGCCGCACAGGCACUUUAAAACGAAGCAAGAAACCGUGUUAAUGGUGACGGCGCCUCUGUUCAGAACAGGGCGGGGGGGGGGUGGGUGGUGGUGGUGGGAUGGGAUUAAUUGGCAAAACGAACGUGAGCUCGGCCUCCCCCCUUUCGUUUCACUGGAGUAACACCGCGGCGCUGGGCUUUUAUUAACGGGCUGCCUGGACGCUGGCUCUGGGGAGGGCGAGGGACCUCGGUGGCGGUCGCGCCGGUCCACUGGUCCCAGAAGCCACAAAAAACCCGGCCGGGUUUCCCCAGCGAAGGUGCUGGGUAGAGCAGAGGGAGGCAAAAUUCACUUCCCGGCAGCGGGGAGGGCACCUUGGCGCUUCUUUUUUCCUGACCUCACUCUCUGACGGAUCCCUGGAAGCCCUCUGUGCUCACCUUCGCCCGCCCUUCUCCUCCAGGAAGGUGCGCGGCCGGCGUCUAUCAUGGGAUUUAUUUUUAUUUUUUAUUUUUUUUUUUAUACACUCCAAGUAAUCUUGGAUUUCUUUGCACAUUAGAUCUAAUCAAAGCCAUGCUUUGGUGCCAGAAACACAGCGCGACUCAUGCUGGAACAUUUCAUUCGAUGCUAACUAGGCUUUUAGAACGAUGCUUAUUAAACAAACUUCUUUUUUGGGGGGGGCGGGGGGGGGGUGUUUUUGGUUUUUUGGGGUUUUUUCUUUUUUUUUUUUUUUUUUUUAAUUCAACCUGGUGUCUUGACACCAAAACUCCUUAAGGCUGUUGUUCAAACAGAGAGGGCUGGUUACCAUCUGUCCAAGGGUGUGUAGCAACUAUCAAUCAACACGCAAAUUAGCUCGGUUAAUGGCUUGUUCCGUGAACGCGUACUUUAAAAAUGACUUGGGUAGAAUGAAGUGUUAUUAGGGUUAAGAAGAAUAUUUCAGGGAUCCUCAGUGUUUUGGUUUUCGUUUUGUUUUCCGCAGAGAGAAAAAAAAAAAAAAAAAAAAGCUCAGAUUCAAAUAUAUUUUAUCUCGAGGUUUCGG